This is a messenger RNA of Malurus melanocephalus (red-backed fairy wren), 2778 nucleotides long. Its product is annotated as RNA-binding protein 4B-like. The transcript is spliced from 3 exons. Gene Ontology annotation, cellular component: nuclear speck. Gene Ontology annotation, molecular function: mRNA binding; zinc ion binding. The record is from RefSeq and is a predicted model, not a curated record. Lineage: Eukaryota; Metazoa; Chordata; Aves; Passeriformes; Maluridae. Gene Ontology annotation, biological process: mRNA splicing, via spliceosome.
AGCCUGGUGCCCUCCAUGAACCACACCAGGGCCGAGUUCCCCAGCGCUGUCCUCACUCUGGGACCCCCCAAACCCUCCUCACCGAGCAGCCAGACCCCCUCCGGCCUGCUGCCCUCCAUGAGCCGCGCCAGGGCCGAAUUCUCCAGCACAGCAGCGUUGGGGCAGGAGCCGGGGAACUUUGCCACCACGUUGGUGAUGGCGCCGUGGCGGUCGCACACCACCUGCAUGUUGAUGGAGUGGAAGUUGGCGGCGUUGCGGAACAAGGGCUCGUUGUCGGCCGGAGCUCGUAGAGCCACGUGCAUGGCGCCCACCAARCCCAGCACCCCGGGCAGAGCCGGGGGGUCCCCGGGGGGCGCGGGCGGAGGGGGGAAGGCGAUGUAACGGGGAGCCCGCCGCUGCAGCGCCGCCAGGAACUGAGCCAGGCAGUUGGACAUGGCCGACUGGCUGAUGCCCGUGCUGAGGCGCGAUGCGGUCUGGAAAGAGCCCGAGGCCAAAAAGGCCAAGGCCGAGGUGACUUUGACGGCCACGGGCARAGCGUGGCUGCGGCCGGUCAGGCUCUGCAGGUCGGAGCCCAGCUCCCGGCACAGGGCAGCGAUGGCAGCCCGGUCCAGGCGGCAGCGSCGCAGCGCUUGCUCCUCGCUCAGCUCCAGGAAGGAGCAGCGGACGCGGCGGGUCGCGAUGGUGAAGCUGUUCAUCGGGAACCUGCCGCGCGAGGCGACGGAGCAGGAGAUCCGCUCCCUGUUCGAGCAGUACGGGAAGGUGCUGGAGUGCGACAUCAUCAAGAACUACGGCUUCGUGCACAUCGAGGACAAGACGGCGGCMGAGGACGCCAUCCGCAACCUGCACCACCACAAGCUGCACGGCGUCUGCAUCAACGUGGAGGCCAGCAAGAACAAGAGCAAGGCCUCCACCAAGCUGCACGUGGGCAACAUCAGCCCCGCGUGCACCAACCUGGAGCUGCGCGCCAAGUUCGAGGAGUAUGGCCCCGUCAUMGARUGYGACAUCGUCAAGGACUACGCCUUCGUGCACAUGGAGCGGGCYGAGGAUGCCGUAGAGGCCAUCMGAGGGCUGGACAACACCGAGUUCCAAGGCAAGCGGAUGCGCGUGCAGCUGUCCACCAGCCGGCUGCGGACGGCGCCCGGGAUGGGAGACAAGAGCGGCUGCUACCGCUGCGGGAAGGAGGGGCACUGGUCUAAGGAGUGCCCGGUCGAUCGCCCGGGGCAAGUGGCGGACUUUGCCGAGGCCUAUAACGAGCAGUACGGAGCCGUGCGCACUCCCUACACCGCGGGCUAUGGGGAGACCGUGUAUUACGAUGAGGCCUACGGCGGGAUGGCCGACUACUACAAGCGCUACCGCGUCCGCUCCUACGCCACGGCCUCGGCGUACGACGCCUACGCGGAGCAGACCAUGGCCCAGUACUCCCAGUACGCCCAGUACUCCCAAGUCCAGUCCUCGGCCCUGGCCGCCACCACGGCCAUGGCCGGCCGCAUCCCCACCACCUUAGACGCGUACGACCGAGCUCUGCUGCCCACCCCGGGCGCGGCGGCCGCCGUUGCCGCCGCCGCUGCCACCGCCGCGGCCGCCGCCGCGUCCUCCACGUAUUACACCCGGGACAGGAGCCCCCUGCGCCGCACGGCCGCCGCGGCCAGCACCGUCGGAGAGGCGUACACGUAUGACCGUGGGCAGCUGUCGCCCGUCUCCUCGGUGGCCCGGGCGUCGCUCUACGACAUGCAGCGCUUCGGGCGGGACCCGUACGYGGACCGGGCGCGCUACUCCGCCUUUUGAGCCGGAGGUGAGCGCGUUGGCGGCUCUCGGCGCCGCUGGGGGGCCCCGCUGCCGGUGGUCCCGGUUGUGCUGGUUGAGCCUGAGGCGGGUGAUGGGUCAUGGUGACACAACAGGCCCCAUGGGCGUUAAAGCCCUGUUGUGGUGAGAAGGUGCUGUGAUUAGCGGGGCAGCGCUGGUGUCUCUCUCCCGGCCGUAACUCAUGUUCCUGCUGGGCCAGGCUCUGUCUCAGCACAGUCCCCACAGGGUGGGGGGUUUCCACAGAGCCCCCGGCCCCGGGGCAGCUCGUGCCCACGUGGGCUGUGCCCGGUUCCCRGUGGGCCGGGGAUCCCGGUGGGCCGGAGCCCCGCUGCUGCUCCACGUCAGGACUCUGUUGCUGCCAGGAAGCCGCAGCUCCCCGGGGCACCGGGGCUCGGCACGGUUCCGGAUCGGCCCCGGGGGCACCUGCGCCAACUCCUCUUUUCUCUUACAGGUAAGAUUUGUGCGGCUGGACGUCGGGGUCCCGUCGCACGCCGACUCGGCGCCGCGYGUCUCGGGCAGCGCCGGGUGCCACCGCCGCCGCGUGCCGCUCCCGGGCCCGUUCCUUACAGACGCGCGGCUCGUCCUCAGCCCGGGCAGGAUUAGCUCAGCCCCUCCCCCAGCUUCCCCCGCCCCCCUGGGCAGGAUUUUGCUUUUCCAGGUAGUUUUGGGUCCCCGCCCCAGGCUCAGGUGUGAGCGCGCAGCUGCAGCCGUCCCCCAGCGCCAGCUUUGCUUUGCUUCGCCGCCCCCWCGCUCCCCCGGAGCUCUUCCCGAGUCGUCGUUUUGCCUUUUUUUCCUUUAUUUUUUUAAGAGGGUGGAUAAUCCAGUGGUAGGUUUUUAGCCCAACGCCGUAGCUGACCGGAGGCCGCCGCGCCAGCGGGGGUGGAAUCCCCCCCGCACAGUGAUUUAGAGUCCCCCAACCCCCCUUUCCGGUAAAAUAAACUCAAAAUUUUUAACAAACGGCGCUGGCUCUGCCCA